Messenger RNA from Penicillium cosmopolitanum, 1836 nucleotides. Its product is annotated as Zn(II)2Cys6 transcription factor. The transcript has a single exon. Lineage: Eukaryota; Fungi; Ascomycota; Eurotiomycetes; Eurotiales; Aspergillaceae. Gene Ontology annotation, biological process: DNA-templated transcription; regulation of DNA-templated transcription. Gene Ontology annotation, molecular function: zinc ion binding; DNA binding; DNA-binding transcription factor activity, RNA polymerase II-specific. The record is from RefSeq and is a predicted model, not a curated record. The coding region runs from base 1 to 1836 and encodes 611 amino acids.
AUGUCCGGGUCGAACAACCACCUGGAAUCUAAGCGGGUAGAACAAGAUAGCGUCGCUCGCCUUCAUGGUGGCGGGAAACGCAAGCUCUCGAAUGUGCCUGGGUUUGCACGACUAGAUCUGAACCGGCGAAGAAUUAUGAGAAACCGUGAAAUACAAGCAUGUUACCAAUGUCGGUCGAGAAAAACCAAAUGCGAUCAAUCUAAACCUCGUUGUCAGAAGUGCUUAGCGCAUCAUCGCACUUGCAGCUACCAAGCCAGUGACGCCGAGAUAGGAGACUUGUUUGAUCCCUUUAAGAAGUCCGAUCCUCCACCUAUAAAUGACCAACCUGCCAGUCCAUAUGAGGGCGCCCCGCAGAAGAUGGACGCUACGGUCCGACUCAAUCAGCUAGGUCAUCUCAGAGCCGGCAACAACAUCCAGUCUCGGUAUUACUCGAGUUUGUCAUGGAUGACCGCGACAGAAAAUUUCGAAGUUACGACACCUCUGUCUGGAGAAGAAAUAAGUUCGGAUGUGACAGGAUCAUGCGAGUUAGCUUCACCACCUGGAUAUGUCCAACGUCACGUAAAUAUACCAGCAGAAAACCUCGACGCUUUCCUUCAAAAUCACGAGGUAGAUUACCUCAUUUCGUGGUACUCAAACCAUUGUCAUUUCUGGCAUCCUAUUUUUGAUAUUUUUAAGAUCACAAAAUCUCUUCAUACCUUCCGACGGCAGCAGAAAGCCCCGCCAACCUUCCUGGCGCAGGUGGCAGCGAUUUGCUACACAGCAACCUGUUCAAUAACUGCUUCUGGGGAGCUCCGAUCGCCGAGUCUAACCCCAGCGUCAACUUGGCGAAACAUGACGGAGCUUUUCCUUUCAUUAUCUGACUACCCUCUCCGUCCAUGCCUUGAUACCGUGCGAGCUGCAUACCUCCUUGCAACGCCGAGCUCCGCGGAAGAAAACGCAUUUCUUGAUCCUGGUCCGUUAUGUGUCCUCUUGCGAGUAGCGCAAUCUCUUGGUCUCCAUCGAGAUCCAUCCUCCUUUGGUUUGCCACGUUGUGAGGCUGACUUGAAGCGGGUGUUAUGGUGGUCAAUUCAUGCUCUGGAAGUCUCCUAUUCUGUGUCUCAUGCGCUGCCACCAAUAGUACAUCAUGGAACUUUCGACGUGAAGGUCAUCAACAGUGAAGGCAGGUCGUAUCGCAAGCUGAUCAGUACUAUCUCGCGGGUAAGCGUUGUGAUGUCGAAAAUUUUGUAUGAAAUAUAUGGCACCCGUCAGCCGAUUUAUGCCGUGAUCCGGAAACUGGGCGAGGAAGCCGCCCAGACCUGUACUGACGAGGCUGAGGAUCAUCAGCUGCCUCAUAUCGCGGCACUUGAUAGAUUCAUUGAUCUAAGUCAACGGAUGUGUUGUUCAAAAAUGGUUUAUAUUCUUCAUCAGCCAUUCUUGCGAUCUACACAAUGGCCCCGGGAUUCCAGACCGAGGGCCAUUCGGGCUUGUCAAGACUAUAUCGAAGCUUUCUUGGCUAGUUUCACCGACCCCGCCUUAACAUGCUACCGCUGGGUUCUGAAUCACUUUAAUGCUAUACACCCUUGCGCCAUUUUGCUGCAGGAUCUUAUCCAAAAUCCCCUGUCUGCCGAAUCAACUACGAUCCGCGUGACGGUCGAAGCAUGCUUUUCAACCCUUUCAACAGAUUUACAUUACAACCUGAUGAGGCUUUCAACGCUUCGUUCAAAAGCGUGGGCCACGAAUCAAUGGAUCCCGGAAGAAUCCAUGGCCUCAGCUUCCGUGUUGGAUGCCAGUCUUUCCGAUUGGGAUCCCCUUUUUGCAUCCCUUAUGUGGGAUGAUUUCUCACUGCAGGGCAUCUAA